AUGACCUGCACGCCGGAGCCUUUGUUGAGAAGGCUCUCGCCGUUGGUGAUGGGAGGAGCUGGUUUCAGCUACCAGCUCCAUCCCCAUCCUGAAUCCCUACCAGUCCGCCGCAUCAUAAAAAGGGCAUUUGAUCUCGGCUUGAGAGCGAUCGAUACCUCGCCAUACUAUGAGCCCUCUGAACAAUUAAUCGGUGCAGCUCUGCGCCAUCCUGAGAUGACAUCCUCAUACAAGAGAAGCGAUUAUAUUCUUAUGACCAAAGUCGGAAGAGUGCGCGAGGACCAUUUCGACUAUUCACCAGAGUGGAUUCAAAAGUCGAUUGCACGGUCGCUGCAACGGUUCGGCACAAGUUACCUUGAUGUGGUAUUUUGCCACGAUAUUGAGUUUGUCGGCAUAGAAGAGGCCCUUCAAGCUGUUGGAACCCUCUAUGAGCUGUCGAAUUCAGGUGUCAUUUGCUGCGUGGGAAUUUCAGGUGCUGACAUCAACAUCCUUGAGGCAGUUGCGUCGCGGGCUCAUGCAAAGUUCGGUCGUGCCAUCGAUGUGAUUCAGAUCUGGGGGCAGCUCACGCUGCAAAACACUCGGCUUGAGAAAGGGGGCCUGGACGCAUUUCGAAUAGCAGGAGUCAAAGCUGUUUGCAACUCCAGUCCUCUUGGGAUCGGACUGCUCAGGAGCGGUGGAGUUCCAAUCGGCGCGCUGGGAAAUUGGCAUCCCGCCCCCCCAGAGCUUCGAGCUGUGUGCCAAAAGGCGGCUGAAUGGGUUGAGGCUGAGGGCGAUAAUCUGGCUUCUGUCGCCUUGCGGUUCUCAAUAUCCAGAGCUCAAGCAGCGUGCCGUACUGACUUUAACGUCACUACCAUCACUGGAAUCAUUUCUGAAUCCGACCUGGAAGAGAAUGUGAAGACAGCGAAACAAAUCCUCCAGACUCCUGGUGCCUCGUCCAGGGACUCGGGCACAAGACCCUUUAGCGAUUUGCUCUUCCAGUAUAGCGAUAUUGACGAGGAAGCAGUUGAACGAGAUAGACCUCUUUAUGAGGGUGUUAGGGAGAUCCUGGACCCGUGGCUUGAUUAUGACUUUUUUGGGUCGCCGAAGGCCCAGGUCCAAACACAGGUCCAGCAGGAUGGUAAGAUACCCCCUUCGAGCAUAGGACUUCCAAAUGUUGUUCCGACCGUCAACUGUUGGCCUAGUACCAAGAUGGUAGUUGUCCAGAGAUAG
This is a messenger RNA of Cladophialophora bantiana CBS 173.52, 1206 nucleotides long. RefSeq lists its product as uncharacterized. Gene Ontology annotation, cellular component: cytosol. The coding region runs from base 1 to 1206 and encodes 401 amino acids. NCBI's taxonomy places the organism in Eukaryota, Fungi, Ascomycota, Eurotiomycetes, Chaetothyriales, Herpotrichiellaceae. The transcript has a single exon. Gene Ontology annotation, biological process: dehydro-D-arabinono-1,4-lactone biosynthetic process. The record is from RefSeq and is a predicted model, not a curated record. Gene Ontology annotation, molecular function: D-arabinose 1-dehydrogenase [NAD(P)+] activity.